AGGCGUUUCCACGUUUCAGCAGCCGGUUCCAGAGCAGCGGAGAGCGGAGCAGCGGACACAACGGAGGAAUCACGACCCGAAGCCCGCAUUCCUGCUUUAUUCUCCCCAAACUGUGACUGACAGCUCGUGCAGCCCGUGUCCCCUUCGCGGCCGCGUUGUUUCCCACGCUGAUGAAACACGUUCAUCACUGAGCAGAAGUGAACCCACCAAGAGACCGACGAGGUGGACUUUUUUUUUCCUCCCCUUCUUUUUCUUCUGCUCCCCCUGCGCCGUCUUCUUUCUCCAGAUUCCCACAGAGCUGAUUUCUGUGAGGUUUAGAGGAAAUAAUCUCCCCGCAGACCUCCAUCUCUCUCCUCAGUCUGUAGCUGACUCAUUUUGACCGGGACCAUGGCGGAGUACAGCUCUCUGCUCAGCGACCUGUCUGAAAACAUCACCAACGAGGACUUGGAGCAGCUCAAAUCAGCCUGCAAGGAAGACAUCCCCGAGGACCAGAGCAACAACAUCACCUCCUCCAAGGAGUGGUUCAGCUACCUGGAGAAGAACGACAAGCUGGCUCAGGAUAACCUGUCAUACAUCGAGCACAUCUUUGAGAUUUCACGGCGACCGGACCUGCUGACGAGGGUGAUCGAGUACCGUACCACUGUGCUCAAGAUUUCUGAGGAUGACGAGAUCGACACCAAGCUCACACGCAUCCCCUCGGCCAAGAAAUACAAAGACAUCAUCCGCCAGCCCUCUGAAGAUGAGAUCAUCAAAUUGGCCCCGCCCCCUAAAAAAGUGUGAAGUCACUAUCGCCGGUUCUGAUCUUCGCACCUUGAUUUCUUCACUCCUGGCACUCCAAUCAACCGACCACCCAUUUUUGACCAACCCCGUCACUCCCCCGCCUCACCCCUCUCACACACACUCACCCCCACCCCACAGUCAGCCACCUACAAAGCAACCAA
This is a messenger RNA of Amphiprion ocellaris (clown anemonefish), 941 nucleotides long. Its product is annotated as astrocytic phosphoprotein PEA-15. Gene Ontology annotation, molecular function: protein binding. The record is from RefSeq and is a predicted model, not a curated record. The coding region runs from base 388 to 780 and encodes 130 amino acids. Gene Ontology annotation, biological process: MAPK cascade; regulation of apoptotic process. Lineage: Eukaryota; Metazoa; Chordata; Actinopteri; Pomacentridae. The transcript is spliced from 4 exons.